Messenger RNA from Metopolophium dirhodum (rose-grain aphid), 534 nucleotides. RefSeq names its product tigger transposable element-derived protein 4-like. The transcript has 2 exons. Gene Ontology annotation, molecular function: DNA binding. The record is from RefSeq and is a predicted model, not a curated record. Gene Ontology annotation, cellular component: nucleus. Bases 1 to 534 code for a protein of 177 amino acids. Lineage: Eukaryota; Metazoa; Arthropoda; Insecta; Hemiptera; Aphididae.
AUGUUAAAAUGUAAAGCCGAAGAAUUAUCCCGGAAAAUUGUUAACAAUCAGUUAAUUGCUACUGAUGGUUGGUUAAGCAGGUGGAAGAAUAGACACGAGAUAAAAUUCAAACGUGUGCAUGGUGAAAAAGCAAGUGCUGAUGAAUCCGCCUCUAAUGAUUGGAAAAUGAAACUGAACUGUAUUAUCACGACACCCGACGGUUCUUUAUGUUUCAAAAAAGACGUUCUAUCUGGUUCAAAAAAAGCAAUGUACAGGUUUACAGUCUUCUUAUGUGUCAAUAUGACCGGGAGUGACAAAAGAAAGCUGCUAGUAGAAGGGAAAAGCUUAAAACCUCGAUGUUUUAAAAAUAUGUCUAUAAAUAAAAUGACAGUGCAUUACCACGCGAAUAAAAAUGCACGGAUGACUUCAACCAUAUUUUCAAACUGGCUAUAUGAAUGGGAUAAGGAAUUGCAAGCAAAAUCUAGUUCCAUACUUCUUCUUAUUGAUAACUGUGCUGCAUAUCCAAAAAACGUUAACUCAAAAACAUCACUUUAG